Messenger RNA from Dufourea novaeangliae, 837 nucleotides. Its product is annotated as enhancer of split mbeta protein-like. The record is from RefSeq and is a predicted model, not a curated record. NCBI's taxonomy places the organism in Eukaryota, Metazoa, Arthropoda, Insecta, Hymenoptera, Halictidae. Gene Ontology annotation, cellular component: nucleus. The coding region runs from base 202 to 837 and encodes 211 amino acids. The transcript has a single exon. Gene Ontology annotation, biological process: anterior/posterior pattern specification; regulation of neurogenesis; regulation of transcription by RNA polymerase II. Gene Ontology annotation, molecular function: protein dimerization activity; DNA-binding transcription factor activity, RNA polymerase II-specific; RNA polymerase II cis-regulatory region sequence-specific DNA binding.
UUCUCGGCACUCCGAGAGAACGCACCACUAGUCUUGCUCACGAGAACUCGUUACCUUAACACGCAUUCGGUGCAUCGAGUUUUAGACUCCUUCGAGUAUAUCGGAUUCUCGCAGUAGUCUCGUCUCGGGAUCCCUACCUCGAGCCACCUUGUGUCUAGUGAACAAGUGAGAGGGAUAUUAUUCUGUUUAUCCGCCUGAACUAUGGCGCCACACACCAGUUACACACCGGUCGCCGGUAUGGAGUACGAGGAGCCAGUGUCGCGGACUUAUCAGUACAGAAAAGUCAUGAAGCCGAUGCUGGAGAGAAAAAGACGGGCGAGGAUUAAUCGUUGCCUGGACGAGCUGAAGGAUCUGAUGGUGACGGCGCUCCAGGCUGAAGGGGAGAACGUAGCGAAACUGGAGAAGGCUGACAUUUUGGAGUUGACUGUUCGUCAUCUUCACACGCUCCGAGCUGCCAGAAGACUUACGCUCACCCCGGAAAACAGUUACGCGGACAGAUUCCGAGAAGGAUUUACCCAGUGCGCACAGGAAGUCUCUUCGUUUCUGUCGACACCUGUGGCCGCCACUGUUCACCCAGCUGCUGGUGCGCAGUUAAUGAGACACCUUGGCGGUUGUCUUCGACGGCUAGAAGGACCUGCCUCGAAUUCUGCCGGAACCACCAACACCGCCUCCACCGCUGUCAACCCAGUCAGCAAAGCUCCAGUCGCCAGUCCAACGACCAACGUCAUGGUCAACGUACCACAGAACGUUUACACACCGCCGCAGAGUCCUGUCAGCGUGACGAGCUCCUCUGGUGACUCGACGGAAUCGUCCAACGCCAUGUGGAGACCUUGGUGA